This is a messenger RNA of Porites lobata, 8832 nucleotides long. The record is from the annotation of a GenBank genome assembly. Lineage: Eukaryota; Metazoa; Cnidaria; Anthozoa; Scleractinia; Poritidae.
AUGCAAGGGGAAAGAAUCCUCAAAUCACUUCUAAACGGAGAGACAGAUGGUCUUUAUGAGGAUACGAAGGUAAGUUGAACAAUUACUUAGCUGUUUGCUAAAUUAAUUUACCAAGCUGUAAAAUUAUGGUAGCUUUAUUAAAGACACUUUGUAGCUCAGUUAGCGAAGAUACUUACGAUUUGUAAGGCUACUCACUUUCAAAAACGUUUCCUUGAAUAAAAAUUUAGUUUAUUUCAAAGCGAGCGUCUUGUUACACUCUUUAAUUGCAAGAAUCGAGCGGAUCUACAUGAGCAGGUUUUAGAAUGAGUGUCACUUGAACGCGAACCUCGACUCGUUUUUAAUAUUGUUUGGUGGGACUUGCAGAAUUACCUUCCUCCACUGAAAUGUCCGCUAAAGAACAAAAAUGGCUGCCAAGCAGGAGCCAAAGCUACGGAGGAAACUGUAUCAAAGUACGCCGUUUUUUGUACCAAGUUCCUGAGGUGUGCUAUAGAGACCUUGAAAAAGGUGAAAGCCAAUCAAAAAGGCCUUUUUGAGGUCACAGAUGCCUUGAAACUAGGUAAGAUGAAGCAUGUGAACAUCCUUAGUUGUUGUUUGGGCGUAAGGUCUUUUCUAGCCUGCGAAAACAUCCUUUUCUCCUCGCUCUUCGUAGCUGGGGACGUUUCACGUGGAGGAACGUCUACGACUUAGCGGCAGAAAUUCCAUACUGAUGACGCAAAUCAAUGUUUACAUAAUAAAUCCACUAGUCAUGGGGUUCUAAAUAUAAAUUUGUCCAAUUUUAUGUGUCUUCUGGUCGAUUUUGGUAUACUGUUGUGUUCAUCUACCAACGAGCUCCAGCAAAACUCAAAUACUUCUUCUAGAGAAAACUAUAUUCCACAAAUAUUGACUGUUUUGUUAGAGAUUCCGUGACGUUUACAUUUGACCUUUGUGGCCUUUUGUCUUUUGUCUGUCAACACUGUCCUUCGUAAACAAUAGCUAAAACAAUGUAACUACCCCGUCGACCAAUCAGCGCUUCUGACCGGAUUCCGGACAGAUUUUACGUCAUCAGUAUGGAAUUUCUGUAGCUGAGUCGCAGAAGUUCCUCAACGUGAAACGUCCCCAGCGGCGAAGAGCGAGGAGAAACGGAUGUUUUCGCAGGUUAGGUCUUUUCUGAGUUCUCAAAAUAUGCUUAAUGCUUACUCUGAAAAUGGGGCCAGCUGCAAAACAUUACUAAUGAAAAUGAGUUUUAUUUAUAAUGCAUAGGAAUAAAAAUUUACAUCCUACUUAUUGUCUGCAACUUACUCAGAAAGUAGUCAGUUGUGAUGCUGACAACAGCUUUGCGAGAAUAUUCAUACUCCCAGGCACAUACAACACAUUUCGCAGUGGAAGGAAAUAGCAUUUUCAACGUGUUGCAAGCAGGGCGCAACAAAGUGCUAUCUGAUAAUCCAGGGCCAGUAAGGCUUAAAUAUCGUCAAAUAUAAGUUGUCCAAUUAGCAAACCACAUUUGCUUUAAGUGUGAGAUUAAUAGAGGGCUAUAAAGUUACAUGUAACUUGCAAAUUGUUUUGUUCAUAUUUCAGUGGAGACAAUUCUCAACAACACUUUAUCACUCCAUCAUGGAAUCUACCUGAAGUGUAUUCCUUCAGUAGAUCAGCUUGCAAAAACACUUUACCUUAUUGUUGCUCAGAUCAUUGCCAAGGCACAGUUUGAAAGGGCUCUGGAUCAUGCUAAUGACUUAUAUAAAUUCAUCCAGAUUCUUAAGGCAUGGAAGAGCUACGACAUUGAAAAGAUGGACAAGGAAAUUGGAUCACUUUAUUUACGCUCAUCUGAUUUGUUACUUCAGGGAGGUGGGAAGCUUGAGGAGGCAAAAGUACCUCCAGGGGAACGACCAUCACACUUGUGUGUUGUGUUAGAAUGGAGAAAGCUCUCAUUACUUUUUCAAGCAGAAGCAAAUGUACAUUGUUCACUAAAAUCCUUAGUGGAUAGAACUCUGAAAUGUGGGACAAAAUUUCAAGUGGAUUGUGGGCCCAAGAAUGUUGAUUUUAAAACCUUAGCAAGCUUCUUUCAAACCAUUUUUAGUGCACUCGUGAACAAGCAAGAACAACUGAUAGCAAAUGGACAAGAAUUUACAGUUCUCUUGGCUGAACUUGGAUUUCAUUAUGGCAGAAUUUGUAAUAAGGCUGGAAACUCAACAGAAGCUUUGGCUGUGUUUGAUAAACUGUUGAAAACUGCCGGAAUUGAAAACCAUUUCAAAAAUGGGCAUUUCAAACUACAAAUACCUCCACAAGUUUGUUGCUGUGUGUGUUUAGUCUGCAAGGCAGCUAUUUUGUUUAACUCUACUAUGAAAUCUCAAACUCAAGAAUCUCUUCAGCAGAUGUUAUUCGAAAGUAACCAGCUAAUCUCCCAGAUCCUGAACUGUAGCACAUUACCUUCACCAACGUUAAAACUACUUUCAGACUCCCUGGAGUAUUUCAGAAUUAAUUUGCAUAGUGAAAGUAGCAAAAAGAGUAAGGAGAAAUCAUCCACUUUUUCAUUGAGGACUCUCCAAGGAACAGUACAAGUUCUGCAGUCUUACAUCUCAGUCUUAUCUUUGCAGUGUGAGCGGCUUAAGUCAGAGCUGCUUAAAUCCAAACAUUACGAUAUCGUGGCACAGCUAAAACAACAGGUUCUAAAGACCACAGAACGGCAAAUGACAGUAUUUAAUUUUGUUAUUUCUUCAUAUCAAGAUCAGUUGAAGAAUGAAAAAGAUGCAAAAAGUUCAAUCAGGGAUUCAAGGUCAGUAGUACAGGUAUCACAAAACUUUAAAACAGUUAACAACAGUGUACACACUGUACUUUAAGGAAAGGAUUAUGUUGUGCUUUUAUUUCUCUUUGUUUUGGGGCAUGUUAAUAGAUGAAAAUGAUUGAAAAACAAAGGGAAACAGCGUGCAAAGAAAGUAGCAUCUGAUAGCCCGGGGCUAGUGGAUUUUGCCAUCGGGCUAGUGAAUUCUGUUCUUAACUUGCCCGAUAGGCAAGUGAAGUAUGUUGAGGAAUUCAUCUUACAGAAGAACUAUGAAAUCAAUUCUGCUCAUCAAAAAAUUUGGGGGGCUAGUUGAAAUGACAUUUGGGCUAAUAAAUGCUAGCUUCAGCUUGCCCGAAUGACAAGCUGUAAAAAUGACUUUCUUUGCACCCUGGGAAAUAAAAUUUAAACCAAUGAUAAAUUUAAACCAUAACAUAUAAUGUAACACUAGUCAAACUUUUAUUGCAUAUCCAGUAUCCUAAACUCUCGCCAAUCAGCCCAACGAUUCUUGAAACAAAAUUACAACAUCUCUAGAAUUUGUCUUUUUUGUGUUGCACACAAAUGGGGAUAUACACUGUAGGCAAUAUCUCUGACAAGAUGGCUUUUUGGAGAAGAUGUACUGUAAGUAGCCUGGGUGUGGGGAGGUCCAAAGAGACUGAGAAAAAUCUAGUAAGAAUAUCUAUAAAGAAUAUAGGUGAAUAAAUGAAUGUACAGCUGUUGGUGGACCCGUACAAAGGACUGUAGAGUCAAACAUUUCUGGGUAUCAAUGUUGAAAGAGCUUACUGUAUUGUUAAUGUUAUCACAUUCUUCAUUUAUACUAUGCAGAUGUCAGAUCUUUAAGGACUGUAUUCCAGUAGUGGAACAAGCAAACUCUGUAACUCAUUCUUCCCUUGAUGAUUCAGACAUCCCAUUGUCUUCAAACGAGCUCCGCUGGCUAGGCUGCAAUGUGUACAAUUUGGGCUGUGUGUCAUAUCAGAGAGAUUGCUUUACUGAAGGAGUUCCUCUGUUAGCUAUUGCUUGUGAAGAGCUGAGAGUAUGGUGCUUUAAUGGCAAGAAUGAUGAGGAAAUUCUUACAAGGAUCGUGCAGGUAAUAUGGCCUUAACCCUUGAAAUUUUUCUAACAUACUGUGUGGCAUGAAAUGUUUGCGGGAGUUUGCGACUUUUGUGUUUUGUGGGAACAAACAAUGCUACAGUUUGUGUACCCUACAGUGUAUGUAAAACCAGUAUAACACCUUACUUUUCUUUGUCAUUCGAUUACAGUAACAUCUGGGAUGACUGAUUGUUCUGAUGAUCAAUUGGAAGCAUUUAAGUUGAAAAAUAUUUACCGUGGAGAAAUUUUUUGCAGGAAAAAUGUGUGCUGAAAAAAUCGCAAAAAUUAGAACCCGCAAAAAUUUUGUGCCACAACGUAAAUAAUGUACCAUUUUGAUAAGCCCCAAUAGUGAUUAUUACCAAAUUUAUCCUUAUAAUACUAGUGCUCAUCAAUCAUUGUUUUAAUAUUGGGUAUUAAACAGGGGUUUCAAUAAGCACCAACGACUGACGAAAUGCAUCGGCUACUUUGCUCAGAGCAGUCCGCUACCUUUUUCCCCGAAAAAGAAGCAAUUAGUUUUAAACAUGUCAUAAACAAAAAAAUAUAUCAUUAAAUCUGGAUUAAAACGUAGGUUAAUUAUGAUGUGCUUUCAAGGUCCACUGAUGUAUUAUGCUUUCGUUACAUCAGAAGCACUUCUGGUUACACAAAAGCUGUAUUUCAGUCAAAUGUUUCCAAGUUUCUUUGUAGGUUUUUGCAGAAUUUGUUUAUGUGCAAAUGUACUUAAUUUUGAAUAAUGACAUUUGUUCAUUGUUUGUACCACAAAGUGUCUCCAUGGAAACUGGUAACCUACGUGCAACCGCUGACACCCCAGAAGAAAUUGCAGACACUUUUAAUAACUAUUUCACUUCAGUGUUCUCUGUUCCUCAAGAGGACAAAGUAGAUAGCAGCACAGGGAAAUUCCCUGCCGCAGAACCCCCCUUUAGCAAUAUUGUGUUGCACGUCGGCGAAGUUGAGGCUGUCCUUAAAUCACUAGACCCAAACAAAGCCACUGGUCCAGAUGAGAUCCCGGCUAGAAUCCUAAAGGAAACCCCCACUACUAUUGCUCCAUCACUAUGCAAGCUGUUCAGCAGGUCUCUGGGGGAAGGCUACAUACCGUCUGAGUGGAAAUUGGCCAAUGUAGUGCCUGUCUAUAAGAAGGAUGAAAAAGAUCAUGUUGAAAACUAUAGGCCUAUCUCCCGACUUUGCAUUAUUUCUAAAGUCCUUGAACAUUGUGUCUUGAACCGCAUCAAUGACCGAUUAGAAGAUCUGAUUGCGGACUGUCAGCACGGGUUUCGGAGUGGACGUUCAUGUGUCACAAAUCUACUGGAGACCCUAGAUUACAUCGGUGCUAUUCUUGAUAGAGCUGGUCAAGUAGUUUGUGUGUAUUUAGACAUGUCCAAAGCCUUUGAUAAGGUUAGACAUGACCUCCUUAUGGAAAAACUGCGGGAUGCUGGCUUUGGAGGGAACCUGCUCACAUGGUUUCACGCGUAUCUCUGUGGCAGGCGCCAACGUGUCACCGUACUAGGCAAGACAUUACGUGGCCUACCUGUCACCUCUGGAGUCCCACAGGGUUCAAUACUCGGACCUGCUCUCUUCUUUUUAUGUGUGAACAGCCUUCCAGAUUCUAUCCUCAAUAGCAAAGUGGCAAUGUUUGCAGAUGACACUAAAGUAUACAAGGUAGUGAUGUCUGAGGAUGAUGGCGCCGCUCUCCAACAAGAUCUGGAUAAUCUGUCUUCAUGGUCCGCUGCCUCUGGCCUAGCCUUCAGUGAUAAGAAAUGCCAGCUUCAGACCAUUACGAGGAAGCGCAAGCCCAUCUGUACGAACUACGAGGUUAACGGCAGUACCAUCAAGUCCUGUGAGGUACAGCGUGACCUUGGCAUCUCCUUGGACUGUGACUUGACUUGGCACACCCAAGUCUGUCACCAAGCUGCACGCCCAAACAAGUUGUUAGGUUUCGUUAGGAGGAACUCUAGGUUUAUUCACAGUACUUCUGUAAGGUGCACAUUAUACCUCGGGCUAGUUCGUGCUUAUCUUGGCUACGCAGCCCAGGUCUGGGCGCCCCAUGGCAGUGAACUACCGGUAAUUUCUAAACUCGAAAGUAUCCAAAGACGUGCACCAAAUUCGUUCUUUGCUUGCCUUUUUUAACAAAUAUCUCUUACAAAGAAAGACUAAUGUCUGUAAACCUACUUCCUGUGUGCUACCGGCACGAGUUGCUAGAUCUAGUAUACUUUUACAAGGUUACACAUAAUAUGAUUCACUUAGAUCCGUCUUUUGUUCCCUUUGUGCGCGAAUGCACGCGAAGGACCUGUAUAUCUGUAAUGAGCUCUCAAUCUUUUGUGCCUAAAAAAUGCAGGACUUGUACCUUUCAGAAAUCUUUUUUCAUUAGAACCACUAGAAGCUGGAACCUGCUUAUUACUAGACUUGAACUAGAUAAUGUUACUUCUGAGAACUUUAAAUCUGUUCUUUACGGUUAUUACUCGCGGGCUCUAGCAAUAAACUAUGACCCGGACUCUCCAAGGAGCUUCAAAAGUAUUUGCUUGAAAUGUAACACAGCCAGGUUUUUAGACCAAGAAAUUAGCUGCUGCAUGUGAUUUAAAUUGCUACUUUUAUAUCUUUUUUGGGUCCGCAGUAAUUGGCUUUUGCUGUUGCGGUGUCCCUGCCCAAAUAUUUAAGUUAUUGUUGGUGUAUUGUUACAUUCUUGUUACUAGUGUUUGCAUAUCUUCCGAGUUUUUUUUGUAUUCUUCAGGGCAAAGCUAAUAAAAUAAAAUAGAAUAAACAGAGUUGAUUGUGUGGCUGUGAAACCUGAAUGAAAACUUUAUUUUUUUGCUUAAAAAGCACUCCCUUGUGUUCUCAAUUUAGUCCCCGGAACACUGGAAAUCGCAUUUUAGGGCUUUGAAAUUUCAGCCCCAGAACCCCCUUGAAGAAAGGGACUAACGACCCCUUGUUGAUACAGUCGGUUACUCUAUUCAAACGUGCUGGCUACUUAAAUUAUUAUUGAAACCCCUGAUUAAAUACUUGUGAUUCAUUUUUUUUGCAUUGUGCAUAAAAUACCACAUCAGUGAUUUUCUCUUUUUCUGAGAAAUGGAAGCAAACACUUGUGAUGUUGACCCACCAGAUGGGUCUUACAGUAAUCUGUCCUGUCAUGCCAUCGUUAAUAUUAUAACUGAUUUCUUAAAUUAGGUGAAGCUCCUAACAAAAUUUGCACUGCUGACUGACUGUCAGCGACGAGCCAAACAGAUGGCUGGUGCACUGACAACAGCUACCACUCAGGUUCUUAUAACACUUCAAACUGGUUCUGAUGCAAAUGUCUUGAGGCAGCAGAUCAAACAAUGGACCACAGUGAAACAUGAGCUGGUGAAAAGUAUGCAAGAUGAAAAGAAACAGGCUGAAAGAUCAAGGUUUGUCAUGAAUUUUCGUUAAAAAAUUAAUUUUGAAAAGCACACACGCACCACUGGUUGAGAAUACAUGAAGAUGUCAUAUUUUAUUACAAAUGCAUGAAUCCUUCAGUGAGGUGCCCUUAGUCCAAAUACAUUAUGUCAUGUCUUACCUGUCUUUCUAUUUUUCUCUGUUUGCUGUAGAACCCUGUGCAGUGUUUUAGCAGAACAGAAAGAUGCUGAAGAUGUUGACAGCGGUCAGCUUUGUUUAGUUCUUCAGGAAGAGCUUGCUUCUUACAAGGCAAAGAAGUAAGUUUCCCAAAAAGACAGACAUCACAAGGUUUCUGGACCUGUCGCAGAAACAGGGAAAGAGUUCCUCUUUCAUUACCAUACAAUCGUGUAUGAACCAGAUCCUGAGAAAAAAAUAUUACAGUCAAACCAGGAAAACCGUGAACACCAGAAAUUUUUCCGGAAUGCUAUUGUCUUGCAAGAGAAAAGCCAAUCAGCCAUGAGAAAACUAAACCACAAGCAAGAACGUUAGUUAGUUUGUGGUUUUGUGGCCAGUUCACAUGUCCUGAUCUUUGUUGUGAUUGGUCGUAACACAAUAACCAUUUUUGAGGUAUUUCAAGUGUUCAUAGUUUUCCCGGUCACACUGUAAGGUCAUGUGAAAGUACAGUGUACAUGUGCAUGUAUUAUUGUCGGGACUGUCACUAAGAAACAGGGGCCAGGGAUUUCCCCUGGCGACUAUGAGCAUGAGCCCCAACUUCUCUCAUAGGAAACAAAAGUAAAAUACAUAUGUAGAACCAAAAGAACUUCCUAACUGUACAAUUCCCCUCCUACUAAUGACAUUUAGUAAAAUCUAACUAGUGGUCUAUUAUCAAUGCUACGUUCUGAUUGGUUGAGCUACUACAAGGCUAUAUGUUAUAGCCCACUUGUUAGCGAAAAGUGCGGGCUUUUUGGCGGCAAAAAAGGAUUGAAGUCUAGCUUUUACUAGCUAAAAUUUUUUUAUUCUACAAAUUUUUGACCAACUAGUUGGAUUUUACUAAAAGAAUCAUUCCUCUCGGCCUCAUGGCCUCUGAGUCAAUAGCCCAUUCGGCCGUCAGCCUCAUGGGCUAUUGACAUCAGAGCCCAUUGGGCCUCGAGGAAUAAUUGUUAAGUACCCAAAAACUUUACAUGUAUGCUGAUGAUGAGGUUCAUAAAAAAGAUCUCUUGUAUUUCAUAUACUGUACUCAGUCUCCCAAAAAUGUAUUGUCCUUUAUACAUGUGUAUUCAAUUGUCAUUUGAGGGGUUCAUUUGAACCCAGGAGUCACUUCAUAAGUAGGUACAAUAUGAUUGUCGGGGUGAGUGUUGUCAUGAAUAUAAUAGGACUGUUGCUGACUCCGACAAAGAUGAUCCUGGGUUAUCCUUUAUCCCAAUUCUGUUUUGAAUCACUCUGGCCAAUUGAUAUUGUACACUAUUAAGUGGUCUAUUUUUUCUCAUAUUUCUAGUUAUGACACCACGAUGGAGCAACUUUCUGUCAUCAAACAGCUUAUGGAGCUGUACAUUAUCCAAGAUGAUGAGUUUCAUUAUGGUUCAGUGAUGCUUGAGUUUGGUGUGGCACUUCAUGACCUUGGAGACAAAGAUCUUGAGGAGGAGAAGUGA